AUGGCUUCAGCUGGGUUUAGUCAAAACGGUGAUUACAUUGAGGACAUGCCUGCUGAGGAGUUACUCUCUGUGGACUUCUCUGAUGGAUAUGAUGUCUUUGGAGAACAAGAGUUGUUUCCUCGUGUUGGAGAACAGUUCCAGGUUGAAAUUCCGUCAUUAAUCACAGAAUCUGACUAUCUUUUAUAUACAAAGAACCCAAUAGAUGCUGAAAACAGGGCUUAUGUUCCCUUUAACUUUCUGAUUGGAUUAUCAGUACCACUCAUGUGGGUCAAUAAGGAAGUUGAGAAUAUGAAACAUGAAAUGCUGCAAUCACUUGGUGGUUCAACCGAUGCAGCCAGCAAAAAUGGACAUUUACUCUCUGAAAUUGUCAGAGAGCCCCAGUUUCGCUUGAAAGACGAAGAUGUACAGUUUAAAGUUGAGCCAUUGGAUCUUACAUUGGAUUCUGGGAUAGCAAAAGGAGAAUUGGCGAACUUAACUUUGGAAGAUAAAAUGCAUCAGUAUAGGGGGCUAGCCUGCUGUUUAGUUCCUGGCUCUGUUGGUGAUUUCUGGAGUGACAGUGAAAGGGCAAGUUUCCUUCUUGGUUUGUAUAUCUUUGAGAAAAACUUUGUCCAGGUGAAGAGAUUUAUUGAGAGUAAGGAGAUGGGGGAUGUACUCUCAUUUUACUACGGGAAGUUUUAUAGGUCCAAUGAGUAUCGUAGAUGGUCCGAGUGCCUGAAAAUGAAAAGCAGAAAGUGUGCAUAUGGGCAAAGGAUAUUUACUGGAUUGAGGCAACAGGAAUUGUUAUCUCGUUUGUUUCCUCAUGUGUCGGAGGAAUGCCAAAAUGCUGUGUCUGAGGUCACUAAGACAUUUGGAGAGGGGAAAAUGUCAUUACACGAAUAUGUCUUCUCUUUAAAGGCUAUGGUUGGGAUGAAAGUUCUUGUAGAGGCUGUGGGAAUUGGUAAAGGUAAGCAAGAUCUUACAGGCAUUGCCUUGGAGCCUUUGAAGUCAAAUCAAACCAUACCCUUGCGUCCAGAGAUACCAACAGGCAAAGCAUGCUCCGCCCUUUCGCCCAGCGAAAUUAUCAAGUUUCUAACUGGAGACUAUCGGUUGAGCAAAGCUCGAUCUAACGAUUUAUUCUGGGAGGCCGUUUGGCCCCGUUUGCUGGCAAGAGGGUGGCACUCGGAGCAGCCUAAGGAUCAGGGUUAUGCUGCUGCUUCUAAGCAUUCAUUGGUAUUCCUUAUGCCUGGUGUCAAGAAGUUCUCAAGACGAAGACUAGUGAAAGGAAAAGACUAUUUUGAUUCUACUACUGAUGUCUUGAGUAAAGUUGCUUCAGAACCAGGGAUUCUGGAGCUUGAUUUUGAAGAUGAAGGCAGGAACAGUGGAGAAUAUGAGUGGAUAAAUGAAACAAAACUGCAACAAGAUGAUUUGCCUGAACGGCGUCGUCAUUCUUAUCUUCAGCCUCGAACUCCAAGUCGUAGUACAGAUGCGAUGAAGUUUACAGUUGUAGAUACCAGUCUGGCUGGAAAACCAUUCAAGGUGAGGGAGCUAAGAACUUUGCCAUUUGAAUUUUCGAAUAAGUUGACCUCUGGAAGUCAUUUUGAAGAUAGUGAGGAGGAUGCUUCUGACGUGUCAACUGAUGUGUCAGACACUGCUGAUGCUAUGUUACUGGAUCAAGAAGAGACAAAGAAUGACAUACCAACAAAGACUUUAUCUGAAAGGCUAAUGUAUUUGGACCGGAAAGAUCUGGAAGGUAGUGCUUUAAAGCUGAAAAUUGCUAGUAAUGGUUCGGAUUCCAUGAAUGCACCUUUGAAUAAUUCCAAGAAUCACAACAAAUUGUGUGCAGAAAAGCAGCCUAAAAAGGCUAUAAAGUGCCAAUUGAGCAGGAGACUGAAACAAGACAACUUAGAUUUUUCAGCCCCUAUGGCGAAACGGCGUCGCAGAUUAAAUACUUGUAGGCAAGCAGAGACAAGCCAUGACACAGUUCCGGUGACUUCCAUAUUGGAUAAAGAGAUGUGUAGUUGCCGUACAGACAAUCCUAAUUCAACGGAGGACAUUUUCCCUCAGGUGUGCUUAUCUCAGGAUAAGCUAUCAUCUACCAGUUCAUCAAAGGCCAGCCCCGUUCAGAGCACUGAAGGUUCUCCCACCGGCAAUUGUCAUGAUGCUGAACAUCCUAAUGAGAAACACCAACCUCGCACCUUGAUAGAUUUGAACAUACCUCAAGUUCCACCGGAUUUUGAAAGUGGCGUCUUUAUAGCGGGAUCAACAGAAGGGCAGGAUCAAAACACGAGUAGGGAGCCAGAUGAUCCAUGUGCACUGAAAACUGCUUUGAAUGCAGCCAGUUCCCAGCAGCAGCUUAACAUGAACUCCCGGAGGCAGAGCACAAGAAACCGGUUGCCAACCACAAAGGCACUGGAAGCUCUUGCAAAUGGAUUCUUAACCAUUAAUGAGAGACGACGGAGUAAAGGAGGCGGUCCACAAGCAUCAAGAUCUUCCAGACGUGCCCGUGUUGGGAUGAGGUUUCCCGAGUCUUGUAUAGAUACUGUGGCUUCCAUGGUAGAAGAAGGUGGGGAUGGUGUGUGUAAUGCCGAUACCAGCAACAUGUUUAGCCAAUAUCAGAUUCUGCCCGAGGGAAAGGAGGGGAGUCAAGUUCCAGGCCCCUAA
This is a messenger RNA of Ilex paraguariensis (yerba mate), 2640 nucleotides long. The record is from the annotation of a GenBank genome assembly. Lineage: Eukaryota; Viridiplantae; Streptophyta; Magnoliopsida; Aquifoliales; Aquifoliaceae.